Messenger RNA from Besnoitia besnoiti, 285 nucleotides. RefSeq lists its product as uncharacterized. NCBI's taxonomy places the organism in Eukaryota, Apicomplexa, Conoidasida, Eucoccidiorida, Sarcocystidae. Gene Ontology annotation, cellular component: dynein complex. The coding region runs from base 1 to 285 and encodes 94 amino acids. Gene Ontology annotation, biological process: microtubule-based process. Gene Ontology annotation, molecular function: dynein intermediate chain binding; dynein light intermediate chain binding. The transcript is spliced from 3 exons. The record is from RefSeq and is a predicted model, not a curated record.
AUGUCGUUGGCGAAGCCUGUCGUCCGCCAGGCGGACAUGGACCCCGCGGAAGUCGAUUUCUUCAUAAACGAGGCGACGCAGGCCCUGGAGAUCUGCUCGACAGAGCAGGCCGUGGCGACGUAUCUCAAGCAACAAAUUCAGAAGCGAGCCGAAGGAGCCGGCGGCAGCACAGCUUGGCACGUGAUCGUCGGGAGGAACUUCGCCUCUAAUUUGACGCACGAAACUGAUCAUUAUCUCUACUUCUAUAUCGGGCAGACGGGGUUCCUCGUCUGGCGAACGCCUUGA